GUUCAAAGCGCGAUAGCGGGGGUCGUGGACAUCACCCAUUACCAACACAUGGUUCGGCCACACAUGGUUCGAAAUCGGCUGUACUGUUGCGGCGUUUUCCCUACUUUGCUUGUUACCGCCUUUCGCCGGUGAAAAAGAAAGCUGGGUUUUAGCCGCCGUCGCGGCUCCUGCGAGAGUGCGGCGCGUCUUCUCGAUGGAAUUCAAGUGAGUCUGGUGGCGUCUGACGUCGCUGCGGUUGCCGGCUGUGCUCGAGUUUGCCUGCUGUCGCUUCUGCAUUUUCUUUUUAAAUCACUCACCCAUAAUCCAGUAUUUUGAGUUCUAAAUUGUUUAUAAUAAUAUUCGUAAGGGAACGAAUAAAAAAUAUACUCGCAGAUGUAUUCCAAUGUGAAAACUGUUACAGCAAGACAUCGAGGCUGAAGAACGAGUUUCCGUAACAGAUUCGCCGCAACAGAAAACGCUUAUAAACUUACUGCUUCUUGUUCAGUUCCCUGCAGUGGGUAAGAUCCAUCGUUUCUAAACAUUAAAAAAAAAAAAAAAAAAAAAAAAGAAAGCAAUACGAAUACUGCCGCGUCGAGUCAUUUACCCUCCCUCCGAAAGGAAAGGGAAACGCCGUCGUCGAGAGCGCGUGCGACCGCCUGGGCCUCCGAUUGCGCAGGGCGAAAACGGGGGAGGCGCGAGAGUCGCAGUCCGCGGUCGCGCCGCCGCCGCGAUGGGCCCGUUGCGGACGGACCUGAGCUCACCACGGCGAGCGCUGUUGUGCGAGCCAGUGCCAUCAGCAGCAGCGCGCACUGGUCCGCCGCCGCCGGGGCCCACGCCUGGCCAUGCGGCGCCAGGACAGCGGGACUCUCUCUUUGUCCACGCUGGCCGACGGGGUCACCGAGGGCGUCCGUGAUAUCGUCGCGUCGACUGGUCGCCUGAUCCUAGGCGAGCAGCAGCAGCAGCAAGGGGGAAUGGUGACCGGUGCAGGUGCUGGUGCAAAAGGAGGCAAUGCCACGUAUGGCCGGCUCGUGACACAGGACCUGCUGGCAGCCAUGGCCACGGACCCGCAGCACCUGCCCUUCAAGUUCAGGGACCCCAGCCAGGCACCCUUGCGAAAGCUGAGCGUUGACCUCAUCAAAACUUACAAGCACAUCAACGAGGUCUACUAUGCCAAGAAGAAGCGGCGAGCACAGCAAACCCAGGGAGAUGACCAAAGCCACAAGAAAGAGCGCAAGCUGUAUAAUGAGGGCUUCGAUGAUGAUAACCACGACUACAUCAUCCGCAAUGGGGAGCGAUUCUUGGACCGCUACGAGAUCGAUUCCCUCAUUGGCAAGGGCUCCUUUGGUCAGGUGGUGAAGGCAUAUGACCGAGAGGAACAAUGUUUUGUGGCCAUCAAAAUCAUCAAGAACAAGAAGCCGUUCCUAAACCAAGCUCAAAUAGAGGUGAAAUUGUUAGAGAUGAUGAAUAACCAUGAGAGCAACGGCACCUGCUGUCAUCUGGGCAAGGACAAAAUAGUGAAGUUAAAGGGACACUUCAUGUGGCGCAACCAUCUCUGCCUGGUGUUUGAGCUGCUCUCGUACAACCUGUACGACCUUCUGCGCAACACCAACUUUAGCGGUGUGUCACUGAACUUGACCCGCAAGUUCGCCCAGCAGAUGUGCACAGCACUGGUGUUUCUGUCCAGUCCAGACCUGAGCAUCAUCCACUGUGACCUCAAGCCUGAGAACAUUUUGUUGUGCAACCCCAAACGGAGCGCCAUCAAAAUAGUGGACUUUGGCAGCUCGUGCCAGCUCGGGCAGCGCAUCUACCAGUACAUCCAGAGUCGGUUCUACCGGUCACCCGAGGUCCUCCUCGGUAUACCAUACGACAUGGCCAUUGACAUGUGGAGUCUAGGCUGCAUCCUGGUAGAAAUGCACACGGGCGAGCCGCUCUUCAGUGGGGCCAAUGAGGUGGACCAGAUGAACAAAAUAGUGGAGGUGCUUGGGCUUCCCCCUAAGUCGCUGUUGGACAAGGCCCACAAGGCACGCAAGUACUUUGAGAAGCUUCCCGAUGGCAGCUUCGUGCUCAAGAAGACCAAGGAUGGCAAGAAGUACCGUGCCCCCGGUACGCGGCGAUUGCACGAGGUGCUUGGCGUGGAGACGGGAGGACCUGGUGGUCGGCGGUUGGCUGAGCCAGGUCACUCUGUUGCUGACUACCUCAAGUUCCGUGACCUGGUGCUUCGCAUGCUCGACUAUGACCCUAAAGGGCGCAUCACACCACAUCAUGCACUGCAGCACUCAUUCUUUCGGCGCACUGCGGACGAAGGCACCAAUACAUCUACAUCACCAGCCGCCCUCGAAGGGAGCGCGUCAACAUCUGCGUCGUGUCUCAUGCUGAUGGCACCCCCGCAGGUGGCCCUCAACAACGGAACUUCCUCCACAUCCUCCUCAUCAGCAUCCUCGGGCGCCAGCUCCUCAGCCUCCUCAUCGGGCAGCCGAACCCGGCCAGACCCUGCGUCACUGCUGCACUCAUCGUUGCACUGCAUGAUGGCCCCUUCCAAAGCAGCAGCAGCGGUGGUUGGCUCCUCAUCUUCAGAGGCUCGGUGCAGUCGCGGCACGGCUCGACUGGUGGCCGAGCCCCAACUGCAGCCACAACCACAGCCACCGCAGCAGCAGCGCCUCAGCCCCAUGGACACUCUGGGCUAUCACCACGGUUACGGGGCCCCAUACGCACGGGCACCCGACGGCGAGGACUCGCCCAUGUUGGGCAUCUGUGUCGACUCGGCACCUGUCGUCUCUCAUUGAUGUGUCCCCCGCAUAGGAGAGAGGAGGCCACACUCCCCCAGUGCUGCUACUAUUGCCCGGAUGGGGGCUGCUGCUUCUGAGGACGUCAGAUGGACAUGGGCAUUGUUUAAUGCGUGCGAUGAUGCCGGGCGCCCCGAGCAUGUGAUCUUCUUUGGCAGCCUGGGUUUGGAUGGCGGGCUGUAGUGGACAGUGGCUUCCUUUGUGCUAACACAGCGAAUGAGCAAUGCUAUGCACAACUUCAGCUCAUGCGCAUGUGUGUACCAGAUUGGAUCUGAGGUUAUUUUUCACAGUGUGCAGGCUUGAGAAGAAAAACAUGGGUAGCAGAAAUAUAGUGCACGUUGUGCUUGCUGUCCUUCUCUUCUUUUUCUUGGAACAGUAUCUUGCCCAGUAAAUUGUUGCCACAGUUUGAUUGCAACAGAUACUAGCCAGUCUGGGAGCUAUUUUCUCAAAAAGGUGCAAGCUCAGCAUUAAAUAGGGUCCCGGCUGUAACUGUCUUUCAGAUUUGGUAAACUCGUGGCCCCUAGUCCAUAGCAGCAUUUUUGUGGUGUUGGUACAAAGUUCACCAAGCUCAUUUUGUGAUGUGGCCGCUAAAGAAGAUGACAUGCCUAGCGUACACACACCGACUAAUGAUAUUGUUUUUAGAGCACCCGUGUUGGACCCUCGUGACAGGCUCGACCAGAAACCUUUUUGUGUUUGUUGUGUGUUCGGGAGCCGAGAGGGUGUUCUUUGAAAUUUCUGCCUAGGUCACCCAAAUAGGCUUUAGCGGCGUACACUUGCAACCUUGCAAUGCUUCUUGGUGCCUGCGGAGCAUGGUAACUAUCACUCAUGGCACUGUUAGUGUUCUUGCGCAGUUUUUACCUGUGACGUGUGGCAUUCUUUCCACUUAAUACGAGGACGAAAUUUUCUCAACAUUUUAUUCCCGACAUCUCUUAUGAGAGAAGCAUGCUGAAACGAAUGCAAGGCCGCAGAAUUAUGGCAAAGGAAAAUGUAGCUCCGUUGAACACUGGACACGAGAUACGUUUAUCUGCUUUCUUUCUUUCUUUCUUUUUUUAAACCUUCUUACAAGAACUAAAUUUGAGGCACUUCGUUUCAUCCCUCUUUAAUCUGAUGAGGUCACAUUGCUAACAUAUGACAUCUGAAUAUUCAGUGGCGAGCGAUCCUUGUGGCGUUCUGCAGUUGCAAGGAAAUAGGCGGGUCCACUAGCGAGCACGCGCACUCUUAAGCCACUGUAGGGAAGGGAAACCUUCACUAGACAACCCUACAACAUUUCCUCUCAACACAGCAGCCAGGCUGGGGGGGUGCGGACAUGGUCGCUGCGUUGGAGGCUGUUGAAAAGAGGGCAUUCCUCUCGUUGAGUGUCGUCGGCAGCCUCUGCAACCAGAUGGGAGUGUAGAGAGGCGGGAGCACUAGUGUUGUAGCCCCCAUUAGGAGUUUGUGGGGCUGGUGGGGAGUGUGGCAAUGUACAUAGCUAGCUGGAAAGGAAGAGGGGUGUUGAGUGUGCAUUGUCACCUGUACAUAGCUGGGGUGUGCCCCAACACCCUCUUCUCAUCGUUGGGCAUCUUGAGGGGAAAAAAAAAAAAAGACGCUAGAAGGUAGUCACGGUGAGAAGUAGCGGGAAAGGGGCCCCCGAUUGGUUGCUCGUGCCGAGACUGGAGAAAAAAAAAAAUAAUUUAUACUACCUGUACAUCACUUGCGCAACACUGAGAGGGCGCGCCAUGGUCGAGAUAUGCUGUAUCUUACUGUACAUAGCUAUAAAUAUUAUACAUACAAUAUAUAAAUAUAUAAAUAUGCUAUGCGCUACCCUUCUCCCUCUUCCUGUGAAAUUGGCCACCAAACUGGGAUAAAAGAAAAUGUGUGUAGUGCAUGGAAGCAGGUGGCAGAGCAAGUGUUCGAAAGAAAAAAAAAAAAAUGCCGGGAUAUUUAUUUUGCUCUUAUUGUUUCCAAUUUUUGCCUCUUCCCGUCGUGUCUCUCUUUCCAUCCUUUUCUGGUAGAACUGUGCCGGCUUGUUCCUUACUACUUACGAAAAGCCAGAGAGAAAUUGAAAAUCACUCCUUCAGUGUUGAGGCUCGAGUUGGGAUUCUUUGUUUGCACUGCGCCUUUUCAAGUGCAAUUUAUUGUUUUUUUUAGAGAAAUGAAAGGACCCCCCAACUACAUUCAGUAGCUCUGGACAACUGCGAUGUGCAAUCUGGGUCAAACGAUGUAGAAAAGAAAAAGAAACUGACCUUCCCAUUGGCAAUGCUUGUUUCCUUAGGACAUUUAGUUUGGCUUUUAGUGAAACACAUUGAGUGAAGUCAUUUGUCAUCCUUUUCACUUCAGGGGGUACUGGUUUGGGGGGUACUGGUGUGACUACCCACUUGGCAUGUGGAGGUUGUGCUUGAAUCGCCUGCUACGGCUAGUUCUGAUUCAAGAUGCUAGAACCACCACGAGCACAAGCGUGCUGUUUCCCAUGGGGUUCUCACUGUAGAAGGAAAUCGGUUGCACUUGAAUGAUGAGGAACCUAAAAAAAAAUUAUACCGCACCAUACCUGUGCACUCACUGUUAACAGUGUCCUUAAGAAUGGUGAGCUUGAAAACGUGACUCUCUACCUGCGGAAAGUAAGUAGAAUUAAGAGGGCCCAUGAAUAACUGCGUGUUGGCACCUGACAACCAUAAGUGAUAUCCAAAUCAACGCCUUAGUGACGGCUCCCUGCUGAUAACAGAAACCAAUCUCGAAGGCUGUGCGUUUGCUGGCUGAAUGCACUAAAAGUGAUUUCAAGAGCCAGAAACACGUCAUGGACAGCAUGUUUUAGAACGAUCUGUUCUGGUCCAGCUGCGACUUGACACAUGUUGUGGGUAGAGAGUUGUACCUUCGAUUUGUCGGCUUGUUGCACAGCUGUAGGUAGUUAUGCAUGAAUGUUAAGUGAUGGCACUGCCAUAAUAUGAUUGCCUGCACCCUACUCUGCAGGAAAUGGGACAAAGGAAAAGGCCCUUUAAAAAAAGGUAGACAUUCGAGUAACAUAAGAAAGAAAAUAAAAUAAGUACAUGUCUUCAGAACAAGUAUCAGGGGUGAUGAAGGCAUGCAAUAUUGUAAUCUUGCAGAUGUGAAAAAGUAGACAUUCUUGAUCAGUGGUGGACCACAGUUAAGAGAGCAGGCCUAUUGGGUCUGCAUGCAAACACCGCUUUGAUGGGCAAAGCCAUUAGCGAGAAUUGAAAGCCAGGUGCUCGUGCGAGGCUUUGGCAUUGAGUAGUUUCUGUGAAAAACCACACACUUACUGCUCCGUGGAGAAGCCAGUUUGGCACCUCUGUGUGGGUUUUGAGAUGACCCAGGUGGCACUUCGAGGGGCCGUAACUGUUCUUAUUUUUUUUAUUCUGUGAAGUAAUGCAACACUUUUGUGCAACGAGGAGGAAGGGGAGUGCGAGGAUGUUCUUUGGCUGCAGCAGAGAGGACGAUCCCCUUCUGUGUGCCGAAUCUUUGCACUCCUGCCUUUUGUCUCGCAACUCCAGGAGGCGAGUAGCGGUGCAACCUCUGAUUUUCGAUCCUUCUCUCUCACACAUGCUCGAUCGAUUGCUGACUGACUUCUCUGUCCUACCUGUUGAUUUCAUGCAGUGUAAAUAGUGCCAUUGAUAUAUAGCUGCAUACCGACACGAGACAACAUGCAUUGCAGAUGCCACCCGGGGGAUUGUGUGUCGUUUGGUGAAGAGUGUGAAGAAUCAACCGCUUCUGUUUUUCUUCGCCUCUCUCUCUCUUUCUUUUUCUAAGUCCUUGGAGUGGAAGGACGGUGUUCUGGGCUGUGUUCCAAUUCAUUGUGGCGCUGCAGGCUGGUUAUCCAUACACGUCACUCAGCUCUGUCGCUGAAUGUUGAGGACAUUCGCCUGCAACAUGGUAAGAAAUGGUGUCUGUCCUCAGUCUGCCUGGCGGACCACCUAGUACGGACUGCUGGUCUGUUUAUUCCUGUUUCCAGAACCCGUGUACAGGACUACAUUAUCCUCUUAUACAGGAUAACUAGGCCAGGCUUAAAGGGCCACUUAAGCGAAAUGGUAAAGUGGUUUACAAGUAUAAGUUCAAUACGCUACUUUUGUCAAUUUUUUGGUAAUGGGUUGGAUUGGAAUAGAAAAUGAAGGUCAAAGUCCAAUUUUUUAAAUAUUUUUCAUUGAUAUGUCAGUGUGAUGCCCGAGAUUUGAGUUUAUUUUUACGAAAUUUGGCUCUUGUGGUCGAGUAAAAGUUCUUGAAACCUUUUAAUUCCGUCUUUGGUUCCUUUAGAAUGCAAUGUAGCACAUCCUUACUGGAAAAAAAAGAAAAUUAGCUAUACCUUACAAAUCGCUGUGGAAAUCUACGACAUUGGAGCGAGCUGGUGAGGGAACCUCAAGGUGAUGUUGCCUGCCCGUUUCAUUUGAGCUUUUUUCUGGCUUACCAAGCCUCUUCUGGGGGCAAGAGCGCGUUUUUCUUUUCACUUCUCUCUCUCUUUUGUAGAGGGGUGAUUUACUAAUAUAGUGCAUAAAUUUCCUCUUUAGUGUUUCUGUAACAGUUGCAUUACCCCCAUGCCACUAAAUUGACAAAUCAAAGACACUUUCAUUUUGCUUUAAACGCCAGCUUUCGCACAUUUCACUAGCCAGGAAAAAGGGGUGGGAGGGUGCAAUAGCUGCAGAAGUACGCUCAGGUUCUAGAAGGUUCAUAAGGUGUUAUCUCGGGCAAGGUACUAAACAUGACUGGCUGCCUUACAUUCACAUUUUACUCCACCCAAAAAAUUUGGAGUAAAGCAAAAUCUUUCUUUUCUCUUCAGCCCUCUCAAUACCCUUUUACACAGAGUAGUAUGUAGGCAGUUAGACACAAGCUGACAAAAAUCUUUUCAUUAAAGGAACGUCCUCCACAAAUGUGUGCCAAUCCGAGCAACUUGUAUAUCAACGAAGCUGCAUAUGGGAGUUUUCCCACGCUUCAGAAGUGCUCGGGGGUUGUUCGUUGGCUGUUAUUAGCGACGAUUUGUCAGACACUGCUUACACUUCCUCACCGAUGGCUUGGUCAUACGAAUGCUUCGGGGCUUCCACGGAGGCUGCGUUACUGGCUGCUAUUCACCACCACAGCUGUAUGAACUCCUAGCUGAUCUAAAAUGCAAUGAUAGAAAGAUUAGAUACUGGCUAAAAAAAGUGCAGAGAGAGGUUUUCUAUGUGUGUGAGGUGUAUGCAACCUAACUUAUUUCAGAAUCGCUUACAAUUGUUUUAAAGAAAAAAAAUAAGCAUUUCUCACUCUUGUAUUGUGUGUUUGCUAAUUCUCUUCUGGCAGCUGCCUUGAAAGUGCAGGAAAGCUUUCAUGCCUGUUUGGACAUACUUUCAGUGCUCAUGUCAGCUGGGCAAGUCACUUUUUUUUUUAUUUGCCUGGAGUUGCCACCUGGAAUAAUUUAGAGAUGAAAUUACAUAAGUGUGGAGGCCCAUUUCGUGCAGAUAUUGUGCAUGAACUAUGACCGAUGCCCCAUGAACAGCAGAUCUCAUACGAAUCGUACUUGCCAUCUCUGCAGUCUGUGAAGUGGUAGCCAUUUCUAAAAUAGCCGUAAGGUUUCCGAAGGAAUGAAAGAAGUUUGCUUUGAAAGUACGAGGCAGUCGAGUCACUGUUGAGUCACUGAAUAGGAACACAGCCCAUAGACAAAAUCUUUUUUGUCUUGCAAGUUGUCUUUACAGUUUAGCUUUCACAAUUGUCAUCUGUUUCACUAGUGUGCCUAGUGUGUUCAUGUGUUGGGACAUGUUUUCUUUUUUUCUCUUGUGUGGAGAAGGAAGCUGUGGUUCCCCGGGGGAGGAAUAAAACAUCACACCUCCUCAUUUUUUUCUCUAAAAAAAAAAAAAAAAUCUGCAUCAGCUUGUGAUGCUACACUGCCACGUCACGUCCUCCCACUGCCAGAGCGGUCAGUGGUGAGGGAUAACUUUUUUGCUGUAUAACCAUGAGCUCCCCCGGAAUCACAGCCUUUCCUGCAAUACUGCAAUGUUGCCCCUUUGCACACACACACAUACAUUAUGUGGAUACACGCGCUGCUGGCACAUGUUAUCACCAUAAGCUUGCAGUUCUUUUUUUCCUCUCCACUACUUGUCACGCUCUCAGAGACUGUUUAUUUGUGUUCCCUCACUUGUUUCCGGUGACAAGGCAGCAUAGAAAGGUUUGCAAGUUCUUGUGUGUCUCUGGAAAAAAAAAAAAGAAAAAGCUGAACUUGUUUGUCCACAAAGAAAGUUUUUUAGCAUUUGCAAGUGUAGAAAGCAGUGUAGAGUCUACUUUUUCUCUUGAUGCAAUGUGCGCAAACCAACCACAACCAAGCAGCUUUUCUCUGUCUUGAAAACAGUUUUUUUUUUAAAGAACGUGAUUUUCUUUCUUCCUGCGACCAUUGUUUCAUGCGAAUGUUUUCUCAAGUGUUUUGUGCUUUUGCUCCGAUAUAUUUUGGCUCCUGUAUUUUUCGUGUAUGGGAGAAUCUAGUCUAGCAUUGCUUCUUGGCAACCAUUUUUUUUAAAAGCAAAUGGGACAGGGGUUGAUUUUCUAAAGCAAAAAAAAAAAAAAAAUUGCGAAGGAGAAGGAAAAAAAAAUUUGAUGAGAACAGCAUAUAUGUCUUUUUUCCUUUCUUUAUUAAGAGGGGAAGGGGGCGCGCGCGUCCUUGGUCGCGCGCAUAUGACGGCAAGCUCACACACUUUCAAAAGUGAACGACUGCGGGAGACAGAAAGUGACCAAAAAAAAGGCCCAUGAUUUUUAUUGUGUAUAUAAGUAAAAGAGAGAGAAACAAUGAUAUUGAUGACAAUAAAAGUUAAAACCAGCAAAA
Dermacentor andersoni is the source of this 9528-nucleotide messenger RNA. RefSeq names its product serine/threonine-protein kinase minibrain-like. Lineage: Eukaryota; Metazoa; Arthropoda; Arachnida; Ixodida; Ixodidae. The record is from RefSeq and is a predicted model, not a curated record. Gene Ontology annotation, biological process: peptidyl-serine phosphorylation; peptidyl-threonine phosphorylation; protein autophosphorylation. Gene Ontology annotation, molecular function: protein serine/threonine/tyrosine kinase activity; protein serine/threonine kinase activity; ATP binding.